AUGAAGAAGAUUUUUAGGUUCCGCAGCAGCAGAGAGCUGUCCCCUUCUCGCGCCUCUUUCCCCCCACGGAGGGACAGCGGGGUCCGACCCUUCGGCCCUAAUGCCGGAUACCUCAUCAGGGUCAAGGACCUCGGAAAAAUCCACAAAGCUGCCUCCAUCGGGGAUGUGGCGAAGGUGCAGCAGCUGCUGAUGCUCGGAAAGUGCGGCGUGAACGAUGUAGACAAAGAAAAUCGGACAUCUCUACACCUGGCCUGUGCUAAUGGAUUUCCAGAUGUUGUAUCUCUCUUAGUAGAGAGAAAAUGUGAACUAAAUCUGUGUGACAAUGACUGUCAAACACCUUUAAUUAAGGCGGUACAGUGUCAGCAGGAGGAGUGUGCAACUAUCCUGCUUGAACAUGGUGCAGACCCUAGUCUUAUGGAUACCAACCACAACACUGCACUCCACUAUGCUGCCUCUGGACAGAACAUAACCAUAGCAGCAAAUUUACUUAGACAUAAAGUAGAUAUGGAAGCAAAAAACAAGGAAGGCUAUACACCGCUUUUGUUUGCAAUUAAAGAGAGUAACCAAGAUAUGGUAGAGUUUUUCUUAAAGAAUGGAGCAAAUGUGAAUACUUCGGAUAGGCUCAAAAGAACAGCUCUGAUGCUUGCUGUCAGUGGUAAAUCAACAGACAUAAUUCGUCUCCUUCUUCAAUAUAAUAUUGAUCUCUCUUGCCAAGAUAUACUUGGAUGGACAGCUGAGGAAUAUGCUAUUUACAAUGCUCUUUCCCUUCAUCAUCAACUAAUUAACCAGUAUGGAACACAGAAGACAUUUAAUCAGCCCAUUUCACCCCAAAUCAGCGGUUUAGAGAGGGUUUCUGAUCCAGAAUUUACUUUGGGUGGACCUGCCAAGGACCAAAAAGAUAUAGAAAUACAGGAAUCUCCAGCGCAAACAUCAGGAACAAGAAUUUCAGGGAAAGUGGAAGAAACGUCCCCAGAAGAAUCUCUAAGCAGACUCUCUAACAAACCUGGAGCUGAUGAUUCCUGGCCAAUCACAGAUGAAGAAGAAUUAGAUUUUAGUAUUAAGACAAUUCAUGUGAACUAUCAGAAAGACGAAGGAAUAGAAAGCAGCCAAGAGGAAGAACGAUUAGGAGAUUAUGAAGAUGAAUUGGCAGAAGAGGAAGAAAAUGAGGAAGAGGAGGAGGAAUUCAGUCAUACAUCCGAUGCUUUAGAAGGAUGGAAGGAUGAAGAUACACAGGAUGAAGAAGAAAGUCAAGAUGAAGAAGAUUUUGAAAAUAUGAAGGAAAAAGAGGGUUUGAAUAUCUCUGAAGAAUCAACAGAAUCAGAGGAGGAAGAAAAGGAAGAUGGUAUGUUAAUUGACAGUGGUACUAGAGACAAGCACCUCCUGAAACUCUAUAUCUUCCCAGUGAAUUUCAGGCUACGCUACAUCAGAGAAGUAUGCUGUUACAAAAGAUACGAUGCCAGCAUUAGGAUCAGAAGAGAAAGAAGAUGCAGAAUCUUCGUGGGAUUCAGAGAUGCAUCUGAUUGGGAUUCUACUAGUACUUCUGCAAAAAAUGAGAGUCACAGAAGUUCCAAGGAUUUGAAUUUUCAUGGAGAUUAUCCUUGCCAGUCAUUGCCUGUGACUAAAGAUCAGUCAGGAUCCACAGAUUUUGGAAGAAUUCCUUCAAAGGAAGAUGCAGCAGCUGGAGCUGGAAGUGGCCCUGAGACUGGGUUUAGGGUUGUGAUUCUAGGAGAAAAACCAGCCCCUGAGAAGGAGUGUGAACCACAGCUCUCUCUAAAAAAAGAGGAAGGUAAAGAAGGUUUAUUAAACUUCGACACAACAGCCAUUGUUCUUUUUGAACUUUUUGUAAAGGAAAAUACAGAACAAAUGUUUAAUAGUAGCAAACAGGAUUAUGCAUCUGAUUGGGAUUCUACCAGUACUUCUGCAAAAAAUGAGAGUCACAGAAGUUCCAAGCAUUUGAAUUUUCAUGGAGAUUAUUCUUGCCAGUCAUUGCCUGUGACUGAAGAUCAGUCAGGAUCCACAGAUUUUGAAAGGAUUCCUUCAAAGGAAGAUGCAGCAGCUGGAGCUGGAAGUGGCCCUGAGAAUGGGUUUAGGGUUGUGAUUCUAGAAGAAAAACCAGCCCCCCAGAAGCAGUGUGAACUACAGCUCUCUCUAAAAAGAGAGGAAGGUAAAGAAGGUACUGAAGAAGCAGAUGCAUCUCAUUGGGAUUCUACCAGUACUUCUGUGAAAAAUGAGAGUCACAGAAGUUCCAAGCAUUUGAAUUUUCAUGGAGAUUAUCCUUGCCAAUCACUGCUAGUGACCAAAGACCAGUCAGGAUCCACAGAUUUUGGAAGGAGUCCUUCAAAGGAAACUGAAGCAGCUGGAGCUGGAAGUGGCCCUGAGACUGGGUUUAGGGUUGUGAUUCUAGGAGAAAAACCAGCCCCGGAGGAGCAGUGUGAACUACAGCUCUCUCUAAAAAGAGAGGAAGGUAAAGAAGGUACUGAAGAAGCAGGAUCAUCAGAGGAAAGCCAAGAAAGUUUUGAUAAAAGUGACCUGGAACAGGACAAAGUUCAGAUGGAUGCAGAUGAUGUUGAUGACCUCACUCAGUUAUCUGACACAGCUAUAGAGGAUUAUGAUUUACCUCCUUUAAACUGUAAGAAUAUUUUGUUGUUGAUUGAACAACUUAGUGUUCAUUGUAAAGAUCCUAUUAGCCUUUUGAAAAUUGAGGAUGCAGUUCUUAGAUAUGAUCGAUCAAUAGAACUUAAGAAAGGACAUUGUACACUACUCACCAGAAAAGUUAAGAGUUUACAAAACAAGAUUACUGGACUGCAGGAAAAAUUAUCAGAAACAAGAGAAAUGAAAUUUCAGUUGGAGCUUCAAAAAGUAGAAUGGGACAUAGAAUUCCAUAGCCUCAGGUUUACACUGAAGCAAGAGGAAGAAAAGCGAGUGACUGCAGAAAUGCUAUUUCAAAAAAUUAGAGAACAGUUAAGAAGAAAAGAAGAACAAUGUAGUAAAGAAGUGGACCUAAAACAGCAACUUGAAUUCACCCUCAGAACUCUGGACCUUGAACUGAGAACAGCAAAAAAUAAUUUGAAACAGGUUGAAGAAGAACGAAAUGACACUCAAAGACAACUUUCCCAGGAGCUGAGUGCCAGAGCUUUGCAAGCCAGAAUUUGGAAGCAGAAUGAAAUAGAAGUAACUGCUUCCAAAAUGAUUCAGACUUCUGAGGUUUCUGAUAGCAAUGAAAAAGAAAAAUAUCUGCUGAAUAAAAAUCAAACCCUACAGAAUGAAGUUGCCAUGCUCAAACUGGAACUAGACACAGUAAAAAUUAAGGAUCAGGAAAAAGAAAAUCAAUAUACAGAAGAAAAUGAAGUUUUAAAAGAAAAGUUUGAUGAGCUUCAAAAGGAAUUAAAACUGAAUGAAGAAGCAUUAACAAAAACAAUAUUCCAAUAUAAUGGACAAGUAAAUGUUCUAACAACUGAGAAUGCAGUGUUGAACUCUAAAUUGGAGAAUGAAAAACAAAACAGAGACAGACUAGAGACAGAAAUUGAAUCAUACCGUUCCCAUCUGACAUCUGCUAUUCGUGAUCAUGAACGAAGUCAGACAUCAAAACUAGACCUUGAACAAACCUUUCAGCGAGAACAAGAUGAGUGGCUUCGUUUACAGGACAAACUAAAUCAUGAAUUUUCCAGUCUAAGAGAGAGCAAUAGUGUCCUUUCUCAAGAACUCUCUAAAGCUGAAAGUAAAGCCAAUAGUUUAGAAAAUGAGCUAUACCAUGUACGUGAUUCCCUCAGAGAAAAGACACUAAUUUUAGAAAGCACACGGAGAGAAUUGAACCAGGCUCAGUCUGAAGCAAAAGAACUUGAACACACAAAUCAAGUGGAGAAGGAAAAACUGAACGAAUAUAUCAUCAAACAAGAAUCUAGCGAAGAAAGAGUUGCUCAAAUCCAGAGUGAAAAUAUGUUGCUUCGACAACAACUGGAAGGUGCCCAAAGCAAAGGCAUCAUUAAAGAAAAGGUACUGAGUGACACUCAGGUACAAUUUAUUGAUCUCUUCAACAAAGUUCGUGCUGAUACUGAAAAACAAGCUCUUAUGGUAAAAGAAAGAAAUAAAGAGUUAAUCAGUGAAUGUAACCACUUAAGGGAGCAAAUGUGUAAAUAUGAAAAUGAGAAAGCAGAAGGAGAGGCUACAGUAAGAAAGCUUCAAGAACUUGCUGUUUCCUUAAAAAAACAAUCCAUGACAGAAGCUUCAGUAGAGAUUACAUCACUUUAUCGAAAUGAUUUAGAAGAUAAGAAAAAACUGCAGGAGGAAAUAGAUCAAACGAAAAGUAAACUUAAUACUGAAAGGGAAAAAUUAAAGAAACUCAUCGAGUUAAAGCAAUUUCUGGAAAAUCAUCUAGAACAAGAAAGGACCAGGAAUGAUGAAUUACAGAAAGACCUCAAUGGAUUUAAAAAACUGUUGAAAAUAACAAAAAAGAAAUUAAGAGAAUAUGAAAAAGGAGAUGUUGUUUACCAGGGGAGAGUGAAGCAAACACAUUCUGAAAUGGAUAGACAAAUUAAUAGGUUAAAAAAUGAGAUUGAAGACCUUACACAACAAUUGGAAGCAGCAUCGUCAAAUUGUAAACAGUUGGAAUCAAUUAAUCAAAGUCUUCGAGAAAAGUUAUUUUCUGUCAAAAUUUUGCAAAAGAAAUGUGACAAAUUGGAAAGGAAUAAAAGACAGUUGGAAGAAGAAGUGGUUAAUCUUAAGCAUAAUUUGGAAAUCACUAAGCUGGAACGCAGUCAAAUAGAACAAUAUAAAUGUGAGAUUGAUGAACGAGCAAGGCAGGAGAUUGUUGAAAAGCUAAAAGAAGUCAACUUAUUCUUACAGACGCAAGCAGCAGCCCGAGACAACUUAGAACAAUUAAGAGAAAAUAGCAAUGCUUCAAUAAGAAACCUAAUGGAGCAACAAAUUAGAGAUCUGGAAUUUGAACUCUACAGAAUGAAAAAGUCACAUCAAGACUCUGCAGAGGCAGAGCUAGAGAGAUACAGACAGCUUUAUUCUGAAGAAUUAAAAGUCAGAAAAUCAUUGUCAGAUAAAUUAGACAGUACUAAUGAGAGGCUAGCUGAAGUGAGUCACCAGCUCCUGAAUGAAAGAGAAAAGAAUAACAUUUUAAUCAACAGUUGUACUGCAAAUUCAAUUCUGGAGCCAGCGCAUAUUGGGAAUAUUAAUAUAAGUAUGCUCCUCAGUAGAAGUCUAAUUCCAAGAGGAAAUUUAGUAUAUUCUAUUGGAAACAGAGCAUCUUCAAGAAGCAGAGUGGAGGACUAUUUGACACAGAUGCGGCAGGAGUUGCAAGAAAGUAUAACUAGGGAACUUAAUGAAGAUAAACUUGAAUCUAGAACUUGAAGGACUUCUCCAAUAGGACUGACUAAUGAAUCCUCAAGAGUGCCAAAGCUGAGUCAGGAUCCAGCAAAAUACAUGCUUUAAAGGAGGAAAGAAUGUUCAUUUAUGAAAUGAACUAUGGUUUUCCAUUAAAUAUAUGAAUGUGAAAAAAGCAACAUGUUAGAAAAUAUGUUGUGUCGUGUUUUAAUACAUACUGUGAGUAUAUAUAUGUAUAUGUAAAUAUUUGUAUAGUUCUUUAUUAAAAACUUUAUUUCUUUAUAUUUGUAACACUGCCCCCCCAAAUAGUCAGUUGUUGCAGGUACUCUAGAAAACACUAAAUUGGCCGUAAUACUUUAUCUAUCUUUGAAGGUUGUAAUGUGUUUUCUAUUUGAUAAAAUAAUAAGAUAG
Molecule: messenger RNA, 5742 nt
Organism: Trichosurus vulpecula (common brushtail)
Lineage: Eukaryota; Metazoa; Chordata; Mammalia; Diprotodontia; Phalangeridae
Product: ankyrin repeat domain-containing protein 26-like
Exons: 30
Coding region: 1-5358 (1785 amino acids)
Molecular function (GO): protein binding
Source: RefSeq, a predicted model, not a curated record